GAAUUGCGGAGUGAAUCGCAUAUUUCUAGUUAACAUACUUGUAGUUAGCUUUUUUUGUUUUUGCCCAUAAAUAAGUUAUUUUAAAAAGGCAAAUUAAAAUGGGUUGUGCAACAGCAACGAUCAAAUAUCUAGUGUUCGUUUUUAAUGCGCUCUGUGCGAUCCUGGGCAUCGCAGUAAUUGUUGUCAGCUCGUUGGCAUUAAGAGACACGCCAGAUGAGGCAGUGCCGAUAAUUGUAUUUUUCAUCGUAAUUGGCUCGAUUGUAUUCCUCAUCUCAUUCUUUGGCUGCUGUGGCGCCAUCAAGAAAAACGUGUGUCUAACUUGGACGUACGCCAUCAUUUUACUUGUGGUGAUAAUUUUAACCUGUGUUUUAACUUUUGUCUAUUUGCAACGCAUCGAUGAGCAAGAUGUUGCACAAAAACAAGUGAAUAAGGCGUGGGAGCUGCAGAAAAAUGGCAGCAGCACCGAAAUGGCGUUCUUCCAAAGCACCUUGAAGUGCUGCGGCAUAGACGGACCGGCCAACUAUACGAAGGCUAAUAUGACCAUACCUGAAAGCUGCUAUGCUACCAAUAAUACAACCACACAUAUUCCCUAUCAAAGCGGCUGUGUGAACAAAUUGGUUGACUUGUACGUAGGUGCUUUGCAUUGGGUUAAGAUCUCCAGUAUGGUUUCCAUUGGAGUUGAGGGCAUUGCCUUCCUGUGUGCCAGUAUUUUAGCUGUCACAUUCAACAACGAACAGCGCCGAUCCAGAUAUUAGAGUAUAACUUACUGGUCUGUAUAUUGAUAUAAAAGUUUAUAACUUUAGCGUGAAAAUACAAAUCUAUCAAUCGAUUGAUCAUGACUGGUAUCAUGAUAUAUACAUUUA
Messenger RNA from Scaptodrosophila lebanonensis, 863 nucleotides. RefSeq names its product protein late bloomer. Lineage: Eukaryota; Metazoa; Arthropoda; Insecta; Diptera; Drosophilidae. Gene Ontology annotation, molecular function: transmembrane transporter activity. The coding region runs from base 99 to 755 and encodes 218 amino acids. The record is from RefSeq and is a predicted model, not a curated record. Gene Ontology annotation, cellular component: membrane. Gene Ontology annotation, biological process: transmembrane transport. The transcript has 5 exons.